This is a messenger RNA of Apodemus sylvaticus (European woodmouse), 1064 nucleotides long. It is a transcript of the gene Mmp7, whose product is annotated as matrix metallopeptidase 7. The coding region runs from base 20 to 826 and encodes 268 amino acids. The record is from RefSeq and is a predicted model, not a curated record. NCBI's taxonomy places the organism in Eukaryota, Metazoa, Chordata, Mammalia, Rodentia, Muridae. Gene Ontology annotation, molecular function: zinc ion binding; metalloendopeptidase activity. Gene Ontology annotation, biological process: collagen catabolic process; proteolysis; extracellular matrix organization. The transcript has 6 exons. Gene Ontology annotation, cellular component: extracellular matrix.
UGAGGACAAUCGCCUGCUGAUGGCAGCUGUGUGGUUCACCCUGUUCUGCACUGUGUGCCUGCUGCCAGGCCACCUGGCCCUGCCACUGUCCCAGGAAGCUGGAGAUGUGAGCACACAUCAGUGGGAACAGGCUCAGAAUUAUCUUAGAAAAUUUUACCUUCAUGACUCUAAAGCAAAGAAGGCCAAUAGUCUAGUGGACAAACUCAAGGAAAUGCAGAAGUUCUUUGGCCUACCAGUGACUGGAAAGCUAUCUCCCCGCAUCAUGGAAAUAAUGCAGAAACCUAGGUGUGGAGUGCCAGAUGUCGCUGAAUACUCACUGAUGCCAAACAGCCCAAAAUGGCACUCCAGAAUCGUCACCUACAGAAUUGUAUCCUACACUUCAGACUUACCUCGGUUCUUAGUGGAUCAAAUCGUGAGAAAAGCUCUCCGAAUGUGGAGUGUGCAGAUCCCGCUGAACUUCAAGAGGGUCAGUUGGGGGGCUGCGGACAUCAUAAUUGGCUUCGCAAGGGGAGAUCAUGGAGACAACUUCCCAUUUGAUGGGCCAGGGAACACUCUAGGCCAUGCCUUCGCGCCCGGGCCAGGCCUAGGCGGAGAUGCUCACUUUGACAAGGAUGAGUACUGGACUGAUGGUGAGGAUGCAGGAGUGAACUUCCUGUUUGCUGCCACCCAUGAAUUUGGACACUCUCUUGGUCUGGGUCACUCUUCUGUUCCCGGUACUGUGAUGUACCCUACCUAUCAAAGAGGCCAUUCAGAAGACUUUAGUCUUACAAAGGACGACAUUGCAGGCAUUCAGAAGUUAUACGGAAAGAGGAACAAGCUGUGGUAGAUGCAGACGCUUCACAGAAACUGUCUGCACUCUCUGGGUGUUCUGCUGUGCUCCCUAGCUGGCGUGAGCCUAGCUCUAACCCUAUCCCUAGCUGGCGUGAGCAAACGCCCUUCCUGAGGUGCAUGUGCUCCUCCUUUCUUGGACUGUGGAUGUGUUUGCACAUCCCAAAAGGGUCACCUUGAUGGAAUGAUUCUGACUAAUCUCAGGUAACAUGAAGCUGAUAGACAUCGACAAUAAA